ACAGUCGUGCCACGCAAGUUCCUCCACCCCUUUCUUCUGCUUUACGGACACCAGCAGCUCGCAAAAGGACUAUGACAAGACCCAAGCAGAAAAGACUGAAGCGAGGCUCUUUCAAGAACCGUAAUAAGGACAAUGAUCAGAAACUUAACAAAGACCCAGGUGUGCCGAAUGUCCAACGUUUUAAGGAGCAUGUCCAGCGGGAUGCAGAACGACGAAAGAAAAGGCUGGAGGAGCUUCAGGCAAAACAGAAAGUUUCUCGAGAGAAGGAGCUAAUGAAACGUCGUAGCCUUGAAAGUUUUCAAAAGGACAUUCAAAGACGGCAAAAGGAAUUUGAACAGAAGGAGUGUGAGCUUCAAAGCUUACAGAAAAAUGUAAACUUUGAAAAUGAAAACUCACGAAAAGCCUAUUACAGAGAAUUUAAGAAGGUGAUUGAGGCAGCUGAUGUAAUCUUAGAGGUGUUAGAUGCCCGAGAUCCACUUGGUUGUCGCUGUCCUCAAGUGGAGCAAGCAGUACUGCAGAGCGGAACAAAUAAGAAGAUUGUUCUUGUGCUAAACAAGAUUGAUCUGGUGUCUAAGGAUAUUGUGGAGAAGUGGCUUAAAUAUCUCCGAAAUGAGUUCCCUACAGUAGCUUUUAAAGCAUCCACACAGCAACAGAGCAGAAACUUGCAACAAAGUAAUGUUCCAGUGACUCAAGCCAGCUCAGACCUUUUAAGCAGCAGUGCUUGCAUUGGAGCAAACUGCCUCAUGAAAUUACUUGGCAACUACUGCCGAAAUCAAGAUUUAAAGACUGCUAUAACUGUUGGUGUGGUUGGAUUUCCUAAUGUGGGAAAGAGCAGUCUGAUAAACAGCCUGAAGAGGGCACGCGCAUGUAAUGUUGGAGCCACGCCUGGUGUUACAAAGUGUCUGCAGCAGGUUAACCUUGACAAGCAUAUAAAAUUGCUGGACUGCCCCGGCAUUGUUAUGGCAACUUCCACCACAGAUGCUGCUAUGAUUUUACGGAACUGUGUUAAGAUUGAGCAACUUUUGGACCCAGUACCUGCAGUAGAAGCCAUCUUAAAACGAUGCAACCACCAGCAGAUUAUGCAGCAUUACUGUGUACCAGAUUUCAGCACUACAUUAGAGUUCCUGGCAUUACUUGCUCGUCGACAGGGCAAGCUUAAAAAGGGUGGUCUUCCAGAUCAAGAUAAAGCAGCCAAAAGUGUACUAAUGGACUGGACUAGUGGGAAGAUCAAUUACUUUACUCAUCCUCCAGAGACUCAUAGCCUGCCCACACAUGUUAGUGCAGAAAUAGUUGCAGAAAUGGGUAAGGCAUUUGAUCUUGAUGAGCUGGAGAAGAGUAACCUUGAUGCACUUGCAGAGAUUCCCUCUGCACCUAUGCCGGGUGGAUUCUGCAUGACAUCUUCCGGUCUGACAAGUGGAGGGAUAAGAGAUGAAUCCACUGAACAAGAGAUGGAUGAUGAGCAUCUAGAUAGCAAUAAUUCAGCUGAGGAGCAAUCUGACCUUGAGACUAUGGAUGAAGACAAAGAUCUGGAAUUUGGCCCGAUGACUGUUGAGAUUAAGGAGGGCAAGUCUAAAGUUCAAGAUGCUGAUAAAACCAAUGAGAGGAUACCUGGUUUAAUGGAUAUCCUGGCUAUUGACCCACUGCACCAGGGACAGGCACUGCGGGCAGCCAAUAAAAAAAGAAAAAAGCAACAGAAAAGAGCAGAUAAAAUUGCAACAAAGCUGUCAGAUACCCUGACCUCUGCUAUGAAUUUUGGAUUUUUUGGUGACUAAACGACACUCCACAGCAUUUUAUGGACAUUCAGAAAUUUGUACAUUUAUCGAAACAACAACCGAAGAUAAGCAGAUGGAUUGAGGAUUUACAGCAUAGUCCUAAAGAAGAUGUCGCCAGAACUUGGUUUGAUGUGCAUAAUGAAAUAAGCAAUGUAAUGACUGUUUAAACGGAUACUCUGUUAAAUAAAUAAAGCCAUUAUUGUUUUUCAAGUUAA
This is a messenger RNA of Erpetoichthys calabaricus (reedfish), 1987 nucleotides long. It is a transcript of the gene gnl3l, whose product is annotated as guanine nucleotide binding protein-like 3 (nucleolar)-like. Gene Ontology annotation, cellular component: nucleolus. The record is from RefSeq and is a predicted model, not a curated record. Lineage: Eukaryota; Metazoa; Chordata; Cladistia; Polypteriformes; Polypteridae. The transcript is spliced from 15 exons. The coding region runs from base 72 to 1772 and encodes 566 amino acids. Gene Ontology annotation, molecular function: GTP binding.